Adineta ricciae is the source of this 1215-nucleotide messenger RNA. NCBI's taxonomy places the organism in Eukaryota, Metazoa, Rotifera, Eurotatoria, Adinetida, Adinetidae. The record is from the annotation of a GenBank genome assembly.
AUGCUGUCAUUUUUUCGUCUGAGAUGCUCUUCGAUUCUGAGCUCGCCAGUAGUUCGUUAUGCAUCAUCGAAGAAGAAACAUAUUACUUCACAAGCACCUGCUCUUCGUCAUAAUUGGCUGGAGAUGUCAUCUGAACUUUGCCCUUUGGACUCGUCCAAUCUAGCAACGGUUCCUGAUUCAACGUUUAACUUGCGUUUGAUUCAAUAUCUCUCUGAUUCUAUCAAAAUGCCGCUAACGGCGAGUGUUCAACAGCAUCUCUUAACUACGUUUCAAACAUGGUCUUCUCAAGAACUCUACGAUUUGGUAUCUAUUCUUGGUUCAUAUGGUUUACAACCUGUUGAUACUCUUCGUUUGCUAAUCAACCUUCCAUCUGCGGACAAAACGAUUGUGAAUGUUGAAAAUUUGAAACAAUGUUUCGAAAAUCUCCUUCAAUUGAAAUUCGACACAACGACUCGAUCGAUUCUGUUAUCCAAUGAUCCGAAUAUCAUUCAAUACGAUAUGAGUUAUUUUCGCGAACGUUUCGAUGUUCUCAUGUGUUAUUUCACCAAACGGGAAAUUUCUAAAUUAGUUCGUACACACAAGAAGCUUUUCAGUGAAAACUGGCCGGAUUUAGAUUAUAAAAUCAAUUAUUUGAAGAUUAUGCUAUUUGCUUCAACACGCGACAUUGUAGAGUCAGGCGCUUUAGCUCAUGCGAUUGAUCAUAUUCGUCAGCGAUAUUUAUUUGUUUAUCGCGCGGGUUUAUUCAAACGUGUCCGACGGCAAGAACAAUACUUUCAACAGCGUGAUUUGAACAUUAGUCUAUUCGAUAUAUUCAGCACAAGUUUAUCAACUUUUCUAAAACGGACAACGAAUAAUCUUCUUCGUCCGGAGGAUUAUCAAGCAUUUGUCGAUUCGCUUCAAUCAGAAGUAUUCGACAAUGAAUUCGAGCAAUAUUUAACAUUGAAUAAUCUGCGAAAGAAUUGGUCAAGAGAAAUGAUUCGCACGGAAAAACAAGAAAGACGGCACUGGAUGAGUGAACUCGAUAUGUAUAAUAAUUUUGGUGACGAAGAAGAGGAGGAGGAGGAACGCAGUUUAACGAUUAAGGACGAAAAAGCACUAGCAUUGAAAAGUGAUGAAUCACAGUCGAGUUUAUGGCAUCCACUAUCAGAUUAUGAUCCAGAUCGACAUCGUCGACGGAAACUUCGACAAAAUAUUGAUCCUAAUCUUCGAAUGUAA